Molecule: messenger RNA, 615 nt
Organism: Aspergillus bombycis
Lineage: Eukaryota; Fungi; Ascomycota; Eurotiomycetes; Eurotiales; Aspergillaceae
Exons: 1
Coding region: 1-615 (204 amino acids)
Source: RefSeq, a predicted model, not a curated record
AUGGAAACUCCCACCCAUGCUCUCUCAGUCAACAUCUACGGCCGCGGCGAUGCCACACUCGGCGACGGCCCGUCACACAUAGGCAUCGCUGUUUACGAGGUCGGAGCCCGCACCUGCGAAAUACACCACAUCCGCAACCCCAACGAUACAGACUUCAUCUACGACCCGCGCACCCAACCACUACAGGACGACUCCGUACUACGCGGCCGAUGCGAACUCACUGCAUUUAGAUCUGUCGAACAAAAGGACCACGCAGCACGCCUCCUGUCAAACUUUGGCCGGAACGACACCAACAUCCCUGAAUUCGGGGUUGGCAAUUGCCAAGAUUGGGUAGCGAAGGCCAUUCAGAUGUUAGAAAAAGCAGGCGUAGUGCCAUCCGGAGAAGGGCAAUUCUGGGAUGACAUGAUCAAUUUAAGUACCGAGGCUAUGCAGGAUCGGUGUGUACGGAGUGGGAGGACGUGGAUUCCAGGCCCGGAACAGGUGUUCGAGGGCGAAGCUGAUGCUCGGUUUGUAGAUAAGGGUGAUGUAAAGCCUGUGGGGAAGCUGAUGCAGAAUCCUGCGUUGAGGGAACGGAUGUUGGCGCUUGCGGGGGGAUUCCUGUUAGUGAUUCUGUGA